Messenger RNA from Mauremys mutica (yellowpond turtle), 6560 nucleotides. It is a transcript of the gene PAK3, whose product is annotated as p21 (RAC1) activated kinase 3. The record is from RefSeq and is a predicted model, not a curated record. Gene Ontology annotation, molecular function: ATP binding; protein serine/threonine kinase activity. Gene Ontology annotation, cellular component: cytoplasm. The transcript is spliced from 15 exons. The coding region runs from base 230 to 1861 and encodes 543 amino acids. Gene Ontology annotation, biological process: regulation of MAPK cascade; regulation of axonogenesis; intracellular signal transduction. Lineage: Eukaryota; Metazoa; Chordata; Testudines; Geoemydidae.
ACCUGGUGACGACAUGGGCUAGGGAACAGCAAGGAGGCAGUGAAGCAUCCAAGCUACUAAUGUUAGGAUUGGAGGUCAAGAAGCUGCUCUCCACAGAGAAUGGGGAGCUUGCAGAUGGACUAAGCUUGGAGGGGAGGUUGCUUUUGACUGACAAUACCAGACCUCGAAGGUGGACAAUCGGGUGCAGUAUGACAGGACACAGUGCAGGAGGCUGUGAGGGCUGCUGAAGAUGUCCGAUAGUCUGGAUAUUGAAGAGAAACCUCCAGCCCCUCCAUUGAGAAUGAACAGCAACAACCGUGACUCUUCAGCGUUGAACCACAGCUCCAAACCGCUCCCCAUGGCCCCGGAAGAGAAGAACAAGAAGGCCAGGCUGCGGUCCAUCUUCCCAGGAGGAGGAGAUAAAACCAAUAAGAAGAAAGAGAAAGAGCGUCCUGAGAUCUCUCUUCCUUCAGAUUUUGAACAUACGAUUCAUGUGGGGUUUGACGCAGUUACCGGGGAAUUCACUGGAAUUCCAGAGCAAUGGGCCAGGCUGUUACAGACCUCCAAUAUAACAAAACUAGAGCAAAAGAAGAAUCCACAAGCUGUUUUAGAUGUUCUCAAAUUCUACGAUUCCAAAGAGACAGUUAACAACCAGAAAUACAUGAGCUUUACUUCAGGAGAUAAGAGCGCCCACGGAUACAUAGCAGCCCAUCCUUCGAGCACAAAAACUGCAUCAGAACCCCCAUUAGCUCCCCCAGUUUCAGAAGAAGAGGAUGAAGAUGAUGAAGAAGAAGAAGACGACAAUGAACCUCCACCUAUUAUUGCACCACGACCUGAGCAUACAAAAUCAAUCUACACUCGGUCUGUAAUUGAACCUGUUGCUGCACCAGCACUAGUUAAAGAGGCUACGACCCCUCAGCCUGAGAACUCAAACACCAACACUUUGUACAGAAACACAGACCGGCAACGAAAAAAAUCCAAGAUGACGGAUGAAGAGAUCCUAGAGAAAUUGAGAAGCAUUGUGAGUGUUGGUGACCCUAAGAAGAAAUAUACACGAUUUGAAAAAAUUGGUCAAGGGGCAUCGGGCACUGUUUAUACAGCAAUAGACAUUGCCACAGGACAAGAGGUGGCCAUAAAGCAAAUGAAUCUCCAGCAGCAGCCUAAAAAGGAACUAAUUAUUAAUGAAAUCCUGGUCAUGAGGGAAAAUAAGAACUCUAACAUUGUUAACUAUUUAGACAGCUACCUAGUCGGCGAUGAACUUUGGGUAGUUAUGGAGUACUUGGCGGGAGGCUCUUUAACGGACGUGGUUACAGAGACCUGUAUGGACGAAGGACAGAUAGCAGCUGUCUGUAGGGAGUGCCUGCAAGCACUGGAUUUCUUGCAUUCAAACCAAGUGAUCCAUAGAGACAUCAAGAGUGACAACAUUCUUCUCGGGAUGGAUGGAUCUGUCAAAUUGACUGAUUUUGGGUUUUGUGCUCAGAUCACACCUGAGCAGAGCAAACGGAGCACAAUGGUGGGGACUCCCUACUGGAUGGCACCGGAAGUAGUGACAAGGAAAGCAUAUGGCCCCAAAGUUGACAUCUGGUCAUUAGGGAUCAUGGCAAUAGAAAUGGUGGAAGGAGAACCCCCGUACCUUAAUGAAAAUCCUCUCAGGGCUUUGUAUCUGAUAGCUACUAAUGGAACCCCAGAACUUCAAAAUCCUGAGAGACUCUCUGCUGUGUUCCGAGACUUUCUGAACCGCUGUCUGGAGAUGGACGUAGACAGACGAGGGUCUGCCAAGGAGCUUUUGCAGCAUCCAUUUUUGAAAUUAGCCAAGCCUCUCUCCAGCCUGACUCCUCUCAUCAUUGCAGCAAAGGAAGCAAUUAAGAACAGCAGCCGCUAGCAUUGUGGACUGGCUUUACCCCAGGCCAGAUCCCUCCAGAGCAGGACUGAACAAAACUCUGUAAAACCUCAAUUCUUGUGCUGCAGGACAGGCAGACAUAAGGACAAACGAACAGUCACAGUCAUGAUGGAGGCCAGCUGUUUUCCAGCUCUUUGAGGACUAGAAACCUAUCAUGUGUCUUCUUCCUGCUCUCUGAUUUCUUAAUUUAUUUCUCAGCUGAAACAGGGCCCAAAACCGAGCUGCCAGGCCAGAAAUCGCCUUGUUGUCUCAGCCAUCUCCACGAUCAAACGAACUCAGUCGCGAGACUCCCAGUGACCAUCCUGUGCAUUUCACUGUUAAAUGAUUGGUUGGUUCUUAAAGAUUCACAAUCACUUUUCUGAGUUUUUUGGUUUGGUUUGGAACGGAAGAAGGGUCCCUCCUGCAUUGAGAAACCUCCUCCAGGCUGAGUUGUCUUUUGAAUACAACCCAUUCGCUAGUAUUUGCCCAUUCAUGGUACUGUUAGAUGGUAAGGAUGAAAGUGAAAGUGCUUUUCCAACCAAAAAUAAAUCAGCCGCCGAGCAGGAAGAGAAUCCUGAUGAGAUAUACGCUUUCAACCGUGAACAUACAGAGUUUGGGUCCUUGGCAGCAUGAUUUGUGCAAUUAACAAUGGUACUUUUGCCUUGGUGAAGUUCUUGUAAACUGAAAAGCAGAAAGGUCAGCAAGUUUGCUCAGAAAGGGCUCGUCUGCUACAAAGCUGUAAUACAAAUGGCGGCCCAGUCUUGCUAGGUGCUGAAUCUCUCCUGCAAAGUGCUCAGCACACAACUUCCCCAUCGGUGAGAUAGAAGGGCAGUUGAGGAUGCUCUGCCCCUUUGCAGACGGGAGGCACUCAGCACCCUGCGGGAUUACACCAGCUGUUCAUAGCAUCAGACCCUAACCAACAGGAGGCUGAAAUCUGCUAUCGGCUGCCUCCAUGCCACUGCAGCCCUAUUUAAAUUUGGGUUUGCACAGAUGUAAUAGAGGGGCAGAAUUCAGCCUAGCGAUUCUUUGAACCAAGUUUGCCCAUCCCCAUGGCUGGCGUGUGACUGCUGAAAAAGGACAGGUAGCAUCUGUAAAAUUCCCAAUCAAUUAGGCAGCCCAGUGCUCUAAACUGUUACUCCGAUGAGUGCCCCUUAGUCAUGUGAAUAAUCCUAUUGAGCUCUGCUGCCAAUGCAACAAAGGAUGGUGGAGGAAAUGUAUUUAAACAAGCGGUUUUGUAGUGCCGGGUGAAGGGAGGGAAAGGUAAAUGCAGACUAGAGUACAUCAAUACUCUUAGGCCAUAAACUGGGUCAGCCUUUACCUCUCCCCUCAAUGCAUGCACCAAACUCACCUUGAUGCUAGUAUGUGUAUGUUGAGGAGAGAAUAAUGGCUGGAAAUGACUGAGGAUUGUACUGGCUCGUAAAUUUAUUUGUAAAGGAGCAGAACAGCUUAAUUAACAAUUUGUAUUAUGUGAACGGACAGACCUGGUUGGCGUUCACUCAGCAAAAUAUUUGCUGCUGGAUUUUAAGGUUAAUACUACAUUUAAAAAUCAAAACCCUUCGAAACAACAGUAGGAUGUGGCUAUUGGUAGCGGGGAGCCCGCCUCUGUAAAAAUAAUAAUAAAUCCUUGAAUGUAGAUCAACGUGACUUCACAUUUAGUUUCCGAUACUGCAAGGAGCUGAGCGUUCCUGAGAGGUACUAAGCAUCCUCAACUCAUGUUGCAGUUCGUAAGAGUUAAGUGUGCUCAGCCCUUCCCUGGAUUAGGCCUUGAGCCUUCGUUUGGCUUGGGAUUUUUUAGUGAGAUCUUUGGGUUGUGACUUUCAUUAAUAUUGCCAACUGGCUGACCCUCAUUAUUUGUCCACCUCAGUUUCUUUGGGGCUUGACUGAGGCAGUGUUUAUUAGUUUACCAUACUCAGCUGCUAGUUAACUUUCCCCCAUCUCCUGGGAUGCAGAACAAGUUUUUGUUUUAUGCCCAAAUAUGUAAAGAUUCUUCUUCUGUAGUGGGAUCAUUUUUGUCUUUGUCCACUCAGGUUAGACAUCUAGGAGAUGGGAGUUUAGGGUUCUUUGAAAAUCCAGUGAUUCAAGCUCACGACGGCCCAACCUUAUUUGGUAAAGAAUCAAUCGUAAAGAAAUAAAUUUAAAUUCCACACAGAAGUAAACAAGUGACAGUUUCUAUUUCCAGGGUAGCUUUUUCUUGUCUUUGUAUCCACAAAGGUGCGUACAUCCGUCCCUUGAAAGGAAAGCACUUUCUGUGGAGCAUUUCUGCUGGAUAUCCAGGACAAAUCUUUUUUGGGGGAGGUUAUGCUAUUCCAUUUGCUGGGUUUUUUCCCUAGUUGUUUUCUUCAGCUAUAAAUAUUUUGCCUUUUUAUCCCAGCCCCACCCUUCAAAGAAAAAAAUUAAAAAGGUAUAAUCAAAGAUAUACACUUCAAAAUGGUGUAUGCUCCAGUGUGUGAAAUAUUGUUGACACUGGCUUUUUAAAUGCAGCUGCUUUAAUAAGAGGCCUUAAUUUUUAUUUUAUUUGUAAAAAUAUUUAUUUAUUUUGCAGCAGCAAAUCCAGAGAUUUUACUUUUUAAAAAAAUUCCUAGUAUGCCGACAAGAUUCAAUAGAAAUCCAGUUCCUGCCAGUGAUUGCAUCCAGCACACAAGCUAUAAUUGCCCAGCUGAGUACUCUGUAAAAGGGACCAAUUACUUGAUGUCCCUUUAUAUAAGGGAGUAGUAGCAUUCCUAAAUCUCUUCACUUGGGAGAUUCUGUGGCACUAAAUGCUUCAAGCCAGUGGAUGCAGAAAGAUAGCAGCGGCUUUUAUAUCCUCCUGGAUUUGGAGGCAGACGUGGAAGUGGAAAACAAUCCUGAAAGAGACAGGCCUUGUGCGUGAAUUACAGAAUUGAAAAAUAGCACAUCAGGAUAGGCAUUGCCUUUGCAGAACGAAAAAGAUGCAAGCAAUCAGAUGAGUCUCUGGUACCAUCUUGUUUUUUGAGAGCCAUCCCUGGUUUAGGCAAUUAUUUAUGUAUAUUUUAAGGAGUAUUAGAGAGAAGCUGUUCCUCCUGUCAAAAGCAUAUAUAAAGACAAACAUACUGUACGUGUUUCAGACACUUUCAUUCCAGGUAUUAAUAGACUGGUUAAUUGCCUUUUCCUAUUUUAUUUUUAAAUUCAUAAUACAAUAAAGAACUUCCAGAUCUCAAAUGUUGUUCCAGUCCCCGGAAUGAUGAGGUGUGAAAACGGCCGUUAGCGCGCCAGGGUUCCGAAAGGUCCGAAGACAGGAGCAAGAAACCUGUAAAAUCAGGGAAGUUUGAGAAGCACAGGACAGAUUAUUUAUUUAAGAAAAUGGAAAAGGAAAAAAAAAAGCCUUACAUGUAACAAGGCUUCUGCCUGCAUUCACGGGAGCCAGAGGAAUUGCUGGAUCUUACAGUGCUCUCAGGUUUUGGUCACAGUAUCGGGCAACGGUUGCGUUAUCACCUGUUGUGUCUUUCUGCUUUUGUAAAUACGUAUGUGUCUGUUUUCCAUCACUGGCUACUGGUUGGCCAAAUCUCAUUGUACACAGAUGAGCUCAGUUAUUUAUUUAUUCUGUUGUUGUUCAGGUUUCUUUGAGGCUAGUGAGAGCAUCUCAACAUUAUAGUUCCUAUCAGCCCGUCCCCCCAGUUUCUGACCCAAGCACAUUCCAGUCACUAACGAAGGGAAAUAUUAAAUCAUAUCCAAUUGCCUAUGUAGCUGUUACUUCCAAAAUGGAGUCAUAGUUUUGGCUACAUAAGGAGUAUUCCUCAGUACUGCACAUGAAACAUGUAAAUAAAUAUAUUUCUUUGCUCAGCGGGUUUGCAUACAACUUGGUUGACAAGCCAGAGAGAUUCCAUAAAAUCUACCAGAGAAGGCAGGAGGAAAUAUUGCUUUGCUUGAAACACCAGGGCAUGCACAGCAAAACUAGAUUAGCCUUUAUGAGCUGUAUAAAAGGCCACUAGCCUGCAUCUUUCCCCAAUGGAGUAUCGUUCAUUCACGCUCAGUAACUUAAAGAUGGGCGGUGGGGGGAAGUGACAAAGGCCCAGAAGCAAAGCCUCCAGCUUUCAAGAUAGUUAUUCUCUCGGACUGGGCAAGUAGCUUCAUUUUUAAACCAUAUUUUUCAGGACAAGGGAAAGGACCUUUGUGUUUCAAGAACGACCGUUCCGAUAGCUCGCUCGGGUUUCUACCAGAAUAUCUGCAUCUUGAGAUCUUCAAGUAUCUUUAAAACACCUCAUUGCUCAUGCCCGUCCUUGAUCUAAAGUGAUCGUUCUCUAGGUGAACCCUGCAGACUCUUACUUACACCUUCCCCUGUUUAUGAAUGGUUCAGAGAUGAGCCAGCAAACUGGGGUUGUGUUACAAAUGCAUAAACCCCUACUUGGAGGUGAAAUCUACCUGUUUUGGCUCAAUGCACAGGCGGUGUGGAUCUUUGGGAAAAGCUGCAGUCUCAAAAAGGGUGUGGCAGGGUGGGGGAAAGAAGUUUAUGUUCUCUUCAUUGGUGCCUUCUGGUCAGACAGCGGUCUGAUUCUGCAAAUACUGUCACUGCUUAGCUAUUCUUCUGAGUAAGCACCACGUUUCAGAAUCUGAUGGUGACUUAAGGCAGGUCUAUACUUACCUGCCGGGUCGACGCAUAGCGUUCGACUUCUCGGAGUUCGAACUAUCGCGUCUAAUCUAGACGCGAUAGUUGUAACUCCGAACGCGCUCCCGUCGACUCCGGAAC